Acipenser ruthenus (sterlet) is the source of this 1668-nucleotide messenger RNA. Its product is annotated as dnaJ homolog subfamily C member 4. Bases 642 to 1343 code for a protein of 233 amino acids. NCBI's taxonomy places the organism in Eukaryota, Metazoa, Chordata, Actinopteri, Acipenseriformes, Acipenseridae. The record is from RefSeq and is a predicted model, not a curated record. The transcript has 7 exons.
UUUGUAUAGAGUCCAGUCUCACUGUCUGUAUUGAUUUGUAUAGAGUCCAGUCUCACUGUCUGUAUUGAUUUGUAUAGAGUCCAGUCUCACUGUCUGUAUAGAGUCCAGUCUCACUGUCUGUAUUGAUUUGUAUAGAGUCCAGUCUCACUGUCUGUAUAGAGUCCAGUCUCACUGUCUGUAUUGAUUUGUAUAGAGUCCAGUCUCACUGUCUGUAUAGAGUCCAGUCUCACUGUCUGUAUUGAUUUGUAUAGAGUCCAGUCUCACUGUCUGUAUUGAUUUGUAUAGAGUCCAGUCUCACUGUCUGUAUAGAGUCCAGUCUCACUGUCUGUAUUGAUUUGUAUAGAGUCCAGUCUCACUGUCUGUAUUGAUUUGUAUAGAGUCGAGAUCCUACGGAAAUAUGACGACCCUGCGGGCUAAGCAAAGCCGAAUUAGACGAGUCAGCAUCGAGGCAGCUCGGCUUUUUUCAUCCGUGAGGUCGAGAAGUUUUUUGUCGGCGAAAUAGAAACACGACAGCGCCGUACGUUGCCGUGGCUGUGUUUGCAAGUUACCAAACUGUACGUCCGAGUUUAAAAAAACAAAACAAAACAACGAGACCUGUCCCAGGUGAGACGGGGGUCUCUCUCUCUCUCUCUGGAGCUGUGAUGCAGCUGCAAGCUGUCGGGAUCCUGCUGUGUAAGAAAUGCAUCCGAGCAGCCAGGAGGGCAAUCAGUGUGAGCACAGCGUGGAGCAGGUCCAGUGAAAAUUAUUACGAUGUCCUUGGAGUGAAACAGGAGGCUUCCCUGGAUGAGAUCAAACAAGCUUUCUUCAAGCGAUCAAGGAAGCUCCACCCUGACAGCGACCCCUCGAACCCGGGUCUCCACAGCCGGUUCGUGUCCCUGAGCGAGGCGUACCAGGUGCUGAGUAAGGAGUCCUCGCGGAGGCAGUACGACGCCACACUGCGCCUCCGACCAGCGUCGGGAUCGGGGAGCAGAGGGGACCCCUACACCUACCCCUCCCCACACAGCCCGGGGUCCGCCGGCUCUCGGUACUGGGAGCAGUUUGGCCCCGCCCCCUCCGAGGGGUUGGACCCCGCCCUCGCGGACAGGAAGAGGAGGCGGAACCUGCAGCUGGUGGGGUGCUGCGUGCUGGUGAUGCUGGCCAGCCUGGGGGUGCACUACUUCGGAUUCAGGAAGCUGGAGGAAGCUCACAACAGCUUCAUGGAUGAGAAGGACCGUGUGAUCACAGAGAUCUACAAGGAGUCUAAAGAGAGGGCCAGGAUGAACGGGUUGAAGAAACAGCAAGAGAUUCUUCGUCAGAAACACGCCGAGUUCGUGGAGAAAUACAGAAACCGCAGCGACAAAUAAACUGCUAAAAGCCUUCAACAAAAUACAAUACCUUCAACAAAUUCAAACCACGCUGGAAAUAAUAAUAAUAAUAAUAAUAAUAAUGCUAGAUUCUAUGGCCCGCAUGCUGUGCGUUUUUAAACGGUGUUACUCCUAUGGAAAUGUUAGUGUAGCCUACAGGGUUUUAAUCAUUAAAAUGUUGUAUUUUCAGCAGUCAGUCUUGCCAGUGUCUCGUCAGUACCAAUAUUUCGUCUGUAACUGCAGUUUAACUGGGCAAAAAAAAAGACCUUAUCCAUUAUCGAUUUACCGUUUCGUUAAAUAUAUAAAAAGAUAAGGGGGGGAAAAU